Molecule: messenger RNA, 1036 nt
Organism: Trematomus bernacchii (emerald rockcod)
Lineage: Eukaryota; Metazoa; Chordata; Actinopteri; Perciformes; Nototheniidae
Product: zinc transporter 2-like
Exons: 7
Coding region: 116-1003 (295 amino acids)
Biological process (GO): response to zinc ion; zinc ion transmembrane transport
Cellular component (GO): plasma membrane
Molecular function (GO): zinc ion transmembrane transporter activity
Source: RefSeq, a predicted model, not a curated record
CGCAGGGUUUCCCUCCCGGUUCUGCAGGGACUCGGACACUCUGCCGGAGGAAAGCGUUGCGAGGCGUUCGGCGAGGAAGAAGCUCAUCUUGGCCGCCGUCGUCAGCCUCGUCUUCAUGACCGGGGAGGUGGUCGGUGGAUACUUCGCUCAGAGUCUGGCCAUCAUGACGGACGCAGCUCACCUGCUGACGGACGUCUGCAGCAUCUCGAUCAGCUGCUUCUCUCUGUGGCUCUCCUCCAGACCAAAGACUGACUCCAUGACCUUCGGAUGGCAUCGAGCAGAGAUCCUGGGCAUGCUGCUGUCGGUGUUUUCCAUCUGGAUCGUGACGGUUUUGCUGCUGAUCUCGGCCGCUCGGAGGAUUUCUGACGGAGAUUACGAGAUCGACAGUUUCAUCAUGCUCAUAACAUCGGGGGGGGCGGUGGGGGUCAACGUGCUGAUGGUCCUGAUUCUUCAUCAGUCCGGAGCUUCACACGGUCACAACCACAGCUUUCCCCCCGCCAGGCUGCAGACUGACAAACAGCGUGACCUUCAUCAUGACCUUCAUCAUCACGACCUUCACCUUGACCUCCAUCAUGGACACAAUGCCAGUGUUCGGGCAGCUUUUGUUCACGUUGUCGGGGAUCUGCUGCAGAGUUUUGGGGUGCUGCUGGCUGCAACCAUCAUACACUUCAGGCCUGAAUAUAAAGUAGCAGAUCUCAUCUGCACGUUCCUGUUCUCAGUUCUGGUUCUGGGGACGACGAUUCCCAUUUCAAAGGAUGUGUUCAGGGUCCUGAUGGAGGCAGGGAGCCCUGAGCAGGUGAUCAGUGUGAGGGAGCGUCUUCUGUCUCUGAGAGGAGUUCAGAACGUUCACAACCUGCACGUCUGGAGCCUCAACCUGAACAAACACUUCCUGUCUGCACACCUGAGCACAGAUGCAGACCCCCUCCUCGUCCUCUCCUCAGCCAAUCAGCUGCUCCGCUCGGAGUUUGGUUUCUGCAGCGUCACUCUGCAGGUGGAGCGCUGAACAGCUGGUUCUGAUUAUAUCUGAAAUAUUUAU